GGUCCACCUGCCAGUUUAGUCGCCACACACGGCCACACCUGCCAGUUUAGAGCUUUGCUUUGCGGCGAUAAUGGCGAGCGACCGCCGCCUCCACGACCUGCUCCUCCUCGCAGCGGCGCUCUUGCUCUCCGCCUCCUCCGCCACCGCCGCGGACUUCGGGUACUGCAAGAAGGGGCGCCACUACCCGGUGCAGGUGAGCAGCGUGGAGAUCGUCCCCGAACCCAUCGUUCGCGGUGAGCCUGCCACCUUCAAGAUCUCCGCCUCCACAGAUAAAAGCAUCACCAAAGGGAAGCUGGUGAUAGAUGUCACAUACUUCUUUUUCCAUGUCCAUUCCGAGACUCAUGACUUCUGUGCUGGGACUACAUGCCCUGCUACUGGCGAAUUCGUGCUAGCCCAAGAACAGACUUUACCGUCGUUCACCCCACCUGGUUCCUACACUCUCGAAAUGAAGCUGCUGGGAGAUAAAAACGAGGUGCUAACCUGCAUCUCGUUCGGGUUCAGCAUCGGGUUCAUCUCACCUGUUGCCAUUAGCUGAAGUGAAGCCUUAAGUUACAACAAAAAUACCAAUUGAUGUUCCCGCAGAACUCUCUGAAUCCCACGCUGUACUCCGGAGCGACAAAGCAUGCGCGUCCCGCUGUGCUGUUUUGUUCAGAGCCGAACACAUAUCACUACUGCAUAUGGUGCAAUACAGUAAUAGAAACUCGAUUUCUGUCUGCUGAUGGUAGCAUCUGAGUCAGUGUGUGUAUAAUUGGACGCUGCAUCUUGUUAACCUUUUGUUCUGGUCCUGACGUCCUGUACUGGUCUGGACUCCUUGGUUGCUUCCACGAAUCAUGAGGGUUUCAAUGAUUGAAACUGGGACCGCUGCUGCAUUCAUUCCCUGAUGGCCGUCGACGACCUGUCCUGGUUUGCUGCUACUAGCAUGCUGUCCAUCCAGGCAGGCAGUCUUGGAAGAAGAAGGCGACGGUGAAUGCCGAUGUCUGCUUAGACAGAGAAGGUGGAGCCCGGAAGCACUACCGGAGUACCAGGCACCUCGUAUGCUCUAGUGCAAGCUCAUUUUCUCGUGCUUUGAUUAUUGUUGUAAUCUUCAAUGUUACUUGGUCCUAAGCUAUACACCUGUUAAGCAUUUGCGCC
Molecule: messenger RNA, 1131 nt
Organism: Brachypodium distachyon (stiff brome)
Lineage: Eukaryota; Viridiplantae; Streptophyta; Magnoliopsida; Poales; Poaceae
Product: putative phosphatidylglycerol/phosphatidylinositol transfer protein DDB_G0282179
Exons: 4
Coding region: 71-535 (154 amino acids)
Biological process (GO): intracellular sterol transport
Molecular function (GO): sterol binding
Source: RefSeq, a predicted model, not a curated record